This is a messenger RNA of Pungitius pungitius (ninespine stickleback), 4021 nucleotides long. RefSeq names its product hydroxycarboxylic acid receptor 2-like. Gene Ontology annotation, molecular function: G protein-coupled receptor activity. Bases 2255 to 3229 code for a protein of 324 amino acids. The transcript has a single exon. Lineage: Eukaryota; Metazoa; Chordata; Actinopteri; Perciformes; Gasterosteidae. The record is from RefSeq and is a predicted model, not a curated record. Gene Ontology annotation, biological process: G protein-coupled receptor signaling pathway. Gene Ontology annotation, cellular component: plasma membrane.
UGGGGGGGGGGGGGGGUGGUUCUGAUCUGUUUCCCAGCUUCGACCCAAACCUUCAGAAAGACAUCUAUUCAAUGACGAAAAUAUAUUUUAAAAAAGGCAAUACAUCCUAGAAUCGGACAUUCUAAAUGGUGUUGUGUAUUAAGAAAACUAACCCUUGUGUCUGCAUUGCAGACGUUUUCAAGGUUGUAGAACUGGAAAAUCACGUUUCCCACGCGGGUGGAGUUGGACCAGUGUUUUGUUCACAAGAAUACAACAGGAACAAAAGGAAGAGUUCGCCCUGCUAGCUGAACUGGCUCUUUCACAUUUUUCACAUUUUUGCACACACACACACACACACACACACACACACACACACACACACACACACACACACACACACACACACACACACACACACACACACACACACACACACACACACACACACACACAGUCAGUCAACCAGUUUCUACCAAACCAAACUCCCAUCCAUUGAUACAUGAGUGGGAGGCCCGACAUGUGAACAUGUGACAUAACAGUAAAUGAUCAGUCACGUGAGAAUAGUUCGACGCACACUUGCAUCAGUAAAGCAAAGGAAGGUUCAGAUGUCCUCCAGCAGGCGGCGGUAGAGGUUCACAAACGGAUUGUGUGAGCGACACAUUGAGCUCCCUCAUAACCCUGUCCAGUCCUCUGAUGGCUUUGACUAAUAAGUCAUGUUUAUCAAUGAGCCGAUUCCUUCAAAUCAACCCAAAACAUCACAAUCACCAAAUUACAAACAAUGCACUGCUCUGCUAAGCUAUGGCCAACAUUUUUAUUUUUUCUAAAGCAUUUUUUAAAAUAAAGCAUUGAUUAAAAUGCCAUAAAAUGCCAAUGCAAUUGUGUGAUUUAUGAACACGCACAACAGUGCAAAUGAUACAUUUGAUUGAUCGUCACUUUAAACACAAAUCAGUCCUCCUGCAAGCAGCUGAUUAACCAAACAAUCACAUGUCAACACAGAACCAGAAGUGCUGUACAAGUCCAUCUACACACUGAUCUUCCUCUUUGCAAGGCUAUGGUAUAAUUUAAUAAAACAUUCAUAGUUGCUGCACACGUUUUGCUGCCUGAAAGACUAAUUUAUGCUCAAUGUGAAUUUAUUCUACUUUAUUCAUUCUGUUUGAAUUGUCCGUUCAAAUUAUGUCUAAAUAAAAUGAUAUCAGACUUCUCACAUUCCUUCACUGAAAUUAUAAUUAUUUUAGGUUUCCAUCAGCAAGAGUGAUGACUUAAAUGUUCUUCCCUUAGCAGUACAUAACCAACAUCUCGGUAUCUGGAGAAAUAGAAUUCUUGGAGAUUUGUAAAUGAAGAAAAGCAGAACCGUCGGCUUCCUGUAAAUAUAAAAAACAGAAACACUUUUUGGAUUAGAGGUUUACUUCUAAAAAUGCUCGAAAGAUGUCACAGUAUCGUUUCUGUGACAUCAGCACCAAAGUCAACAUCUCAAUGGAGCUCUGCUGAUCACUAUCCUGUUCACCAUGUACACAUUAAAACAAACACACAAAAUAGUGAGAAUAUAUUUUCUGUAAAAAAAAGCAUUGUUUGUCGUUAGUGGCCUUAUUAAAGAUGGUAAUUCCCAAUAAAUAGAGUGACCUAUUUGACAUAAAACUCCCCUGCAGACAUGAGACAGAUGUGUGAGCCUCAGUUCAGAAAUACGAAGUGUGUAAUGGAUAACACAAGGAAGUCAUUCAUAUGAUAAAGAUCUAAAAAAAACAACCUCAAAUGUAUGUCAUAUAAACUCGUAGAAAUGAAGGGUAAAUGUGAAGGGAAUUAAGCCUAUUUUAUUCAUUACACAAAAUCAGAAAAAAACGUCUCUGAAAUAGGCAAGUUUUUAAAUUCUUUUUUUCUUUUUGUGUAUUAAUAUUUGAAGCAUUCUUUUAUUUUUAGACUCUUGGAACGAAUGCUCCAUAUGCUUGAAGUGUUGGGUCCACUUUGGCUGACAAAGGUUAACGUAGAAUCCCUGACCUGAAGGAUCAAAGCGGCAGUAAGGCCACUUUUCAAAUUGAACACAGAACAAAAUAGAUGAAACUAAAAAGUAAUGGCAGUAAAUAACCGACCUCUUGGUACCUGGAGAAAUAGCAUUCUUGGGUACACAUGACGAUGAAAAGCAGAACCGUCGUGGCUUCCUGUCAAUAGAAAAAAAACGGAAACACUUUUUUCAUAUUAGAGGUUUUCUUCUAAGAAAGCGAACAUCUGUCACAGUUUCAUUUCUGUGGCCGGAGGUCGGUGAGGCAGCACUGAAGUCAACAUGAAAUGCCAUUUCAAUGGAACCCUGCUGAUCAGUGUCCUGCCGCCGAUGCUCUUCACAGAGUUUCUUUUCGGAGUCCUCGGGAACGGUUUGGCUGUCUGGAUCUUCUGCUUCCACAUCAGGCCGUGGAAGAGCAGCACGGUGCUCCUCGUCAACCUGGCGAUGGCUGAUUUUCUGCUCAACAUGGCCUUGCCUUUCCGUGCCGUCUACUACAUGUCCGACAUGGAGUGGAGGUUUGGGGACGCUAUGUGCAACAUCUGCCUCUUCAUGUUGGCACUGAACCGCAGCGUGAGCACCAUCUUCUUGAUGGCCAUCGCCCUGGACAGGUACAUGCGUGUGGUGCAUCCCCAUCAUCGCGUCAACUCGCUCUCCAUCUCCGGAGCCGUGUGUGGAGCCCUGGCCAUAUGGCUGCUGACCAUCUCAAUGACGGUCCAUGUCUUCACUCUGGAACACAACAACACAACCCACUGCGAGAGCUUCAGGGUUGAUACUGAAAUGCGGCAUAAUCUGAACUGGCAUACGUUUGAGUUUCUCUUUUCCUUCUACGUGCCUCUGGUUGUGGUUCUUUACUGUACAUUCCACAUCAGCAGCCACCUGAGGAGGAGGCAGUUGGCCCAGCAGGCAAGGAUUAAAAAAGCUCUUUGGUUGACCAUUUUGGUGACGGUGCUCUUCGUCGUUCUCUUCCUCCCGAGCAACGUCACGCAGCUGCUGAUUUGGAUCAGGACGCCUCAGCUAGUCAGCCAACUCCCAGAACCUGAAGCCUGCCGCGCUCUGGAAGACCUGACCGUGUGGUUCUUCCUCACCAUCAGCCUGACCUACCUCAACAGCAUGUUGGAUCCGGUCGUUUACUACUUCUCCAGCUCCGUCUUCAAGAACGUCUGCAGGAAGAUUUUCCAUCUGCCCCAAACAGACACCGCUGAAAGUACGGAGAGGAAGACCAGAGAAACGGGCUCCCAGUCGCUCAGCCAGCUCUGACCCCCCAACCAUGGAAACCUGCAAAAUGGACGCAGCUUCCCAGGUUACAAUUGUGGAGAAAAAUUGUCCUCUUAAGUGCCAAGGAAAUACAAAAUGCUAUUUUUGCUUCUCAAAUGCAAGUGUUAAAGUGUUGUGUGCGCUACUAUAAAAAAAUGUUCAUUCAUUUUCUUCCUCUUUUGAUUGUUAAACUGUAUUCAUGCAGACUGCAGUGAGAAAUGAAAAUAAAAACAAGAUGGUGAGAAUAUAUUUUCUAAGAUUUGGAUUGUUGUUGGUGGCCUGUUCAUUACCUAUAGAUAGAGAACAUGUUUGAAUCCGUAACACAAGGUAAAAAUAGGUCAUUCUUACAGACUUGAUUCGUGUGAUUGAGUGAACAGAAGGACACGCAGCUCGAUGACAAGAAUAACUUUAACACCUGCAGACUUGUGAUAUCCGAUCAAACCUGAGAAAAUGAAUAUGGAUAUAAAUGUGGUGCAUACAGAAACAGACUUCAAACUAUUACAUGCAGUUAAUAAACUUAAAUAACAGAAACUUGUUUUUAUUUAUUUGAACAUAUCAACUCUCCAAACCUGUUGCUAUCUGUGUGCAAUCUCACCGUUUACAAAUAAGCGGAAACUUGACUAAGCAAAUUUUCCCCCAUGACAGAAUGCCGAGUUGUGCAUCGUGGACUUAGUUCACACCUGUGGGCAGAAGACAGAGAGCUUGAGGUGCAGAGAAAAGGUGGUUUGCUUGCAUGCUUCCUCACCCAAAAUAUGUGUGUUUAACGAAAGGUGAAAAAGAUACGCAAUAGUUAUC